This is a messenger RNA of Populus nigra (black poplar), 2277 nucleotides long. Its product is annotated as serine/threonine-protein kinase Nek6-like. Lineage: Eukaryota; Viridiplantae; Streptophyta; Magnoliopsida; Malpighiales; Salicaceae. The record is from RefSeq and is a predicted model, not a curated record. Gene Ontology annotation, biological process: protein phosphorylation. Gene Ontology annotation, molecular function: protein kinase activity; ATP binding. The coding region runs from base 156 to 2081 and encodes 641 amino acids. The transcript has 14 exons.
CUACCAUAUAAGUACAACUCUCUCUCUCUCUCUCUCUCUCUAUAUAUAUAUAUAUAUAUUACAUAAAUGUGCUCCACAUUACUUGAGUGUGUCUGUGACACUGUGUCCCUUCACCCCCACCUCUCCAACCCCUUCUUCCUCUGCUUUUGGUUCUCAUGGAGGCAGAUACCGGUGAAGUGAAGUCAAAGAUGGAAGAUUAUGAAGUUAUAGAGCAGAUUGGAAGAGGAGCUUUUGGUUCUGCUUUCCUUGUUCUUCAUAAAACUGAGAAAAAAAAGUAUGUGUUGAAGAAGAUUCGGUUGGCCAAGCAGACAGAGAAGUUUAAGCGCACAGCUCAUCAGGAGAUGAAUUUGAUUGCGAAACUAAACAACCCUUACAUUGUGGAGUACAAGGAUUCUUGGGUCGACAAGGGAAACUGUGUAUGCAUAGUAACAGGCUACUGUGAAGGAGGAGACAUUGCUGGGAUUAUAAAGAAAGCGAGAGGAAUAUUUUUUCCAGAGGAGAAACUUUGCAAAUGGCUGGCUCAGUUGUUGCUAGCUGUGGACUACUUGCAUUCUAACCGUGUCCUUCACAGAGAUCUAAAGUGUUCCAACAUAUUCCUUACAAAGGAUAAUGAUAUUCGCCUAGGUGACUUUGGACUUGCAAAGCUGCUCAACACAGAGGACCUUGCUUCUUCGGUAGUUGGCACUCCUAAUUACAUGUGUCCUGAGCUCCUAGCAGAUAUACCUUAUGGCUACAAAUCUGACAUAUGGUCCCUUGGAUGCUGUAUGUUUGAAAUUGCAGCACAUCAACCAGCAUUUAGAGCUCCUGAUAUGGCUGGACUCAUCAACAAAAUAAACAGAUCCACCAUCUCUCCUCUUCCAAUUGUGUAUUCGUCCUCUCUGAAACAAAUUAUUAAGAGCAUGCUGAGGAAGAACCCAGAACACAGACCAACAGCAGCAGAAUUAUUGAGGCAUCCACAUUUGCAACCACAACUCCUCCGGUGUCGCAAUGCAUCUUCAGUUUUCCUUCCAUUACAUUCCAUAAACAACUCAAAGGAGAAAACAAGAAGAAAAUCAUUGCCUGCUAGACUUAGUGCUGGCAAAGACAACAGUGACAAGGAAGUUGGUGCAUCAAAGAGGAAAGAAAAUGAACAUCCAUUUGAGAUAAACAUGGAAGCACAUCGAAGCAAUUCACAUCAGAUUGACAAGCCAACAUCAAUGUCUAGCACAGAUGAUAGCCUUGGAAAUAAGACAGUUGAUCCUACUAGCUGUUCAGUGGAAGUAUCUGAUGGUCCAAAAGACAGCUCCACUGAUUCUGAAACAAGUGUUUGCAAUGGAGAGAAGCAAGCAGAUUGUAGCAGUCCACCCCAAAAGGAUGGCACUGAAAUCGAGUCUACCUCUGAGAGCAUUCCAAAUUCUCAGCAUAAAGAAGAACCCAGUGCCGUGCAUUUUCAAAAUUUGCAAGAGGUUGAUGCCAAAAUAGUGACCACAAAGUAUCAAGCAGCAUUUCGCGGCGGACAAAUUCCUGAAGAAGUUCAAACAGAGGGGCAGGGUGAUACAAUAGAUGGAACUGGGAAACCGGAAAUUCCUAGCCUAAGUUGUGCUAAUCAUGAUGCUUCCUCUGAUGAUAAAAGCCCACCAUCAGCUGCAGACGAACCUUCUGCAGAGGCACAAUGCUGUUCACAGAAACCAGAAAGUCCCGAUGUAUACACAGAAAGUGCUCAUACAGACUACUUGUCAUCUGAAAGUAAUGAUGUGCUUCCAUGUAAAAAUAAAAUACGAGCAAAACCAGAAAACGACAAUUGUUCCACGGAGACACAGAAAGAUGAUAUUCAUGCGAUGAGUAAUGCACAAUUGCUGAGGACACUUGCUGCACUAACUGGAGAGGAAACCAAGAGAGAGUGGGAGAAUCCAAGUCAACAAAGAGCUGAUGCUUUAGAGUCUUUGCUAGAGCUAUGUGCACGGCUACUUAAACAAGAAAAAAUUGAUGAGCUUGCUGGUGUGCUAAAGCCAUUCGGAGAAGAAAUGGUCUCAUCCAGAGAAACAGCAAUCUGGUUGACAAAAAGCCUAAUGUCUAAAAAAAAAAUUAAUGGAGGGACCUGAUACUUGAGGUGAUUCCAACUAAUUUAUUCAUUGCUGGGAGAAAAGGUAUCUACUUAAUUGUGCUUGACAUAUAAUGUGUUUUUCCAGAGUGGUAUUGAAGAGCAUAAUUGCUGAUUGUUCAUAAUUGCUGGCUUUAAUGGAAAUAAACUCCUCUUACGAGGGGAAAAAAAAACAUCGUCUUUACAAUUUUGUAGAA